This is a messenger RNA of Dissoconium aciculare CBS 342.82, 1437 nucleotides long. RefSeq names its product cora-domain-containing protein. The transcript has a single exon. Gene Ontology annotation, molecular function: magnesium ion transmembrane transporter activity. The record is from RefSeq and is a predicted model, not a curated record. Gene Ontology annotation, biological process: mitochondrial magnesium ion transmembrane transport. Gene Ontology annotation, cellular component: mitochondrial inner membrane. Lineage: Eukaryota; Fungi; Ascomycota; Dothideomycetes; Mycosphaerellales; Dissoconiaceae. Bases 1 to 1437 code for a protein of 478 amino acids.
AUGCCGCCUCUGCAGGGCUUCCUAGAUGACAGUCCGGGUAUCGGAGGACGGAUCAUCAAGCCAAGUAAUGAAUUGAAGCUGCGCUGCACAGAAUUCGAUGAACACGGCAAUGUCACAUUGGUCAACGGCGAAUUCCGAAAGAGCGAGCUCAUUGCGAAGUACUCCCUCCUACCUCGCGAUUUGCGAAAAAUCGACAACAGUGUGCUUCCGCACAUCCUCAUUCGACCUUCGGCGAUUCUCAUCAAUCUCCUGCACUUGCGGUGCCUGAUCAAACACAACCGUGUCCUCGUUUUUGACGUCUACGGAUCCACCGAUUCAUAUUCGCAAAGUUUGUUCAUGUACGAUCUUGAAGGGAAACUCCGUCAGAAGCAGAGUUCCACUACGGUCGGAAACCUUGCUUAUGAAUUCCGUGCGCUGGAAGCCGUUCUCAUUAGCGUUACUACCGGGCUUGAGAGCGAGUUUGAAGGUGUUCGCGAGCCGGUCAUGCGCGUGUUACGGGAGCUGGAGGAGGACAUUGAUAGAGACAAACUCCGAUACCUCCUCAUUUACUCGAAGAAGCUAGGUACAUUCGAGCAAAAAGCGCGUCUGGUUCGGGACGCCAUCGACGAUCUCCUCGAAGCCGACGACGACCUUGCCGCCAUGUAUCUUACCGAGAAAGCCGAAGGCAUCGAACGCGAAGACGACAACCACGAAGAAAUCGAACUGCUCCUAGAAUCCUACCACAAAGUCGCCGAUGAAAUCGUCCAGAUUUCCUCCAACUUGGUUUCGGCCAUUCGUAACACGGAGGAAAUCGUCCGCGCCAUCCUCGAUGCCAACCGCAACAGUCUCAUGCUUCUCGACCUCAAAUUCAGCAUAGGCACGCUCGGCAUAAGCGCUGGUAUGUUCAUCGCUGCAUUGUACGGCAUGAAUUUGGAAAACUUCAUUGAGGAGUCACCAUGGGGCUUCUUCGGCGUCUCGGGCACUUGCACUGUGCUCUCCGUCAUUGCCUGUGUCUACGGCUUCCGCAAACUGCGUGCUGUUCAGCGUCUAUCUAUGUGGGGCGAAGGCGGACUGCGCAGGCGCGCCCAGGCAGCUUCACGGAGGAGUUGGCACGAGAUAGGAACGCAACCCCAGUCCUCCUCGUCCUCGACGGGUUCCUCAGCAUCGUCGUCUUCAAUUUAUGGCUCGUCCUCCGCGGCCUCUGGCGAGUCCUCAUCUACGGAGGUUGGAGAUAAGCACUUCGCCGAGACGGUGACGGGCGUCAAACGUGGCGAGAUCCGCGCCGAUACGAUGAAAUUGUGGAAGAAUGUCCAGCGGGACCGCUUGCAGCAGGCACUGGAGCGCGAGGGUGGUGGUUCAGAGCAGGCUGGUACUGGUCAAGCCACUUCGUCUUCGUCGUCAACGACAAACAAAGGAGCUCCGUACUCGGGGCCCCAUGAUGAUCCUAUGAAAGGAUGA